AAGUUAGGCAGGAAACCAAACAUGCCCUUAGGGUUCCGAUUCCGGCAACUGAAAAAACGAGAGAGUCGUUCGUUUUCAUCCCUACCGGCCGCCUCUUCUCCUCUCCACCUCUCAAUUUCCCAAAUUGAAUCCUCCUCCUCCCCGCCUAGGGUUCCGAUUCCGCACCGUCCGAGAACCACCCAAGCGGCGGCAACUGUCCCUUCUCGUCGGCCACCGCCGCACAACUCAGUUGCUUGUUCAGCCGCUCCGCUGCCGACCCGCCUAUCGCCUGAGCUCCAACGGAGUUACCCAGAAACCAUGAUUUUGAGGCUCUCUAAUUGGUCUCCCAAACAACAACGCUCCACAGCAAAUUCACAAUUUAUUUCAUUCUCCAUCUUUUAAAAGUGACACGUAACAACUUUGUACCGCUCCUUACCUGUCUGUCACAUCGCAAUUGUUCCCCACCAGCGUGUAUCGUGGGUCCUUCCGCUUCACCCAACCACGAGGAAGUUCUUACGGUGCCACGGAGUUGCAACUGCACAAAGGCCUUUUGUGGUCACAAAGGGUGCUAUUGUGUUACAACAACAGUUCUAGUUGAAGUAAUAAGACAUUUUUUAAACUGUCUGCUACAUUGCUUCCAUGGCAACCAAUGAGAACCUCCCACCAAAUGUCAUCAGGCAAUUGGCUAAAGAACUGAAGAAUCUUAAUGAGUCACCUGCAGAAGGAAUUAAUGUGACUGUCAAUGAUGAUGACUUCACUACUAUUUUUGCUGAUAUUGAAGGCCCUGCUGGAACUCCAUAUGAGAAUGGAGUGUUCAGGAUGAAGCUAUUAUUGUCUCAUGAUUUCCCUCAAUCUCCCCCAAAAGGAUUCUUCUUGACAAAAAUUUUCCAUCCAAACAUAGCUACUAGUGGUGAGAUAUGUGUAAACACACUGAAGAAGGAUUGGAAUCCUAGCCUUGGAUUAAGACAUGUUCUUCUGGUAGUGAGAUGCCUUCUGGUCGAACCAUUUCCUGAAUCUGCACUUAAUGAACAAGCUGGGAAGAUGCUACUCGAAAAUUAUGAGGAAUAUGCACGGCAUGCAAGGUUAUACACUGGCAUCCAUGCCCUCAAGAAUAAGUCCAAGACUGGAGCUAUAUCUGAGUCGACCACAGCUCUGAAUGUCGACAAGUCAAGCACUGCUCCCAACGAGAACGCACCAUCGAUGCCACCGGCAAUACCUACCUCCGCUGCAUCCAGAGCACUUGGCACAAAUUUGCAGGAUCAGAGCCCUACUGUAUCUGAUCCUACUGUAGGAGCGGCGGCGGCGGCGGCGGCACGAAGGAAGGAUGGCCCAAUGCCUUCCAAAGUACCUGUUGAUAGGAAAAAGAUGGAUGCACGGAAGAAGAGCUUGAAGAGAUUAUAGGCGGAACCUUCAUAGUCCAGCAUUUAAAUCUGUCGGAAAUUUAGCAGAUGCCUAGCGAAGCUGGGAGAGAGACAAUUAGUUGGGAGGCAUCUGAUGACCUGGCUUCCGGGAGGUAGGGGUCCUGGGCUGGGACAAAAGUGAAUAAUGUGGCCUGGGUGAGUCCUUCGGGACAACUGUAUGUGCAAUGUCCAAUCAUUUGGAAGAACACCUGCCUAUUUCCUUCUGUCCUCUGUAUUUUGUUAGCUUAGCGGUAGUGUUAGCUAGCUCAUAGGGGCAAUUCCCUGUCUAGCCAUGGGCUGCUGCUCCGUACUCUGCUUGAAUAAUAAUUUGUCCGUGCAAUUACAGCUAUUGUUUUGUUUGGAGGAAUAGUUGCCUUUU
Zea mays is the source of this 1758-nucleotide messenger RNA. RefSeq lists its product as uncharacterized. The transcript is spliced from 8 exons. Lineage: Eukaryota; Viridiplantae; Streptophyta; Magnoliopsida; Poales; Poaceae. The record is from RefSeq and is a predicted model, not a curated record. Bases 619 to 1380 code for a protein of 253 amino acids.